AUGUUGCUGCCGGACCAAACGUACGAGCAGGCGAGCCUGCGCCAGGAGCGCCAUCGACGACUGCCCGGCUGCGAUGAUGAAUUCGGUCGGCUGCUCGCACUGAAGCAGACCCUCGUCGGUGACGUGCGCCGGAGUCUGGGUGGGGCGGGUGACGCGGAGCAUCUCUUCGGAGACACGCUGAGCGCGAAUAAUGAGAUGAAAUUCGGUGGUACCCCGGACGACGGUGCGUUGGGUAGUGGCAGCAGCAGUGGGGUCGGAAGCUCCGGGACCCGCGGACGAACCCGCUCGCAGACGCUCGAUGUGCGGUUGACAAAGGCAGGACCACGCACUGGAAACGACACCUCGGUGUACCUGGACGUGGAGAGCAUCUGGAGUCGGCCAGCUUCGGUGAUGGCAAAUCCAGGGCCACCAGGACCAGGUUCGAACAGUCUGCAGAGGGCACCACCGGCGCAGGAGGGCUCCGGUAGGACCGAUCAAGGGAUCGGUCUCGGAUCAGUGAGUUCUCCGUGUUCUAGCUUGAGUUACUCCAGUGAUUCGAGCGACGACGCGGCCGGCCGAGGGAAUCGCCGGAGCAGACGCGCUGGAAAGCAGGAAGCGAAACCAACCAUCACCUCACCAAAUAAGCAGCCGUUGGCGAUGGCCACGGAACGUGACGAUUACGAGCGGACGUCGGACUUCUUCAACAACAUUCCCGAGUUCCAGGGGGAAGCCCUCGGUCCGUUCAGUAUCGCGGGCAAGGGAGCGGAACCGGACUGGGGUAGCAUCCGGACGAACGUGGACAUCCUGCGGGCCUGCGAGCUGUUCCUGAUGCAUCACCGGAUACGUCCCGAUUUCUUCUGCAAGUACAAGAAGGCCAUGAAUCCGUCCGCUUCGGCACCGGCCUCGUUUCCGUUGUCCCGCUCCCGGACACCGAUCGCGGUGCGGAAGCCCAAAAGUGCCUCCCCAUCGAUGCAGAGGCCCGCGUCCCGGGCUCAAGGAUCGGCGCGACCGGCUGGCCCCGAUCGAAGUCCAGCGACCGCCGCGGCUGGAGGCGGAGGGCCAAUCUACAGCGUGCCAAAUCGGGCCGGCAAAAAACGUCGCCCUAAUGCCGUCUACUAA
Molecule: messenger RNA, 1098 nt
Organism: Anopheles bellator
Lineage: Eukaryota; Metazoa; Arthropoda; Insecta; Diptera; Culicidae
Exons: 3
Coding region: 1-1098 (365 amino acids)
Source: RefSeq, a predicted model, not a curated record